Leptinotarsa decemlineata (Colorado potato beetle) is the source of this 1105-nucleotide messenger RNA. RefSeq lists its product as uncharacterized. Gene Ontology annotation, biological process: regulation of transcription by RNA polymerase II. Gene Ontology annotation, molecular function: DNA-binding transcription factor activity; RNA polymerase II cis-regulatory region sequence-specific DNA binding. The record is from RefSeq and is a predicted model, not a curated record. NCBI's taxonomy places the organism in Eukaryota, Metazoa, Arthropoda, Insecta, Coleoptera, Chrysomelidae.
CGUACCUAAAGCCACAGGUAUCUAAUUAACCUCUCUUCUUACCUGUGGCUCCAGGUAACCAAUUAAUUUCUUAUAUAUCCCGAUCACAGUAUAACUGAUUACUUUACUAGAAUUUCCCGAUCCUCAAGGUAUAUGUCUUAAGAAGUAAACAUUAGUGUUUGAGUUGUGACGUUGAGUUCAGUGAUUGUGUCCUUGUGUCCUUGUAGGGAAUACUAGUUACUUCUGAGUAGAAGUUCGUUCAAUAGUUGAUUUUAUUUUUCUCUACAAACUAUAAUCAAUUAUGGCUCCAUCCACCGAUGAAUAUGCAAUAUCCAUUAAGACAGAAAUCGAAACUUUUGAUGAAAAUGUCACUCUGAAAUCUGAAGAAAAAUACGAUGCACUCGAUGUGGGGGUCUCUGAAAAUAACACGCAAGAAGUAGAUGAAGAGUUAUAUUGUGGAUUAUGUGGAGGACGUUUCAUUAAUACAAUGGAUUACUUCGGCGUCGAAGAUCUGAAAGUGAUUUGUUACUGUGAGAACAAUGAGUCUAAUGCUAUUCAUGGUGAAGAUGUGUCACAGGAUUUGAAAGUGCCCCUUGAGUCAACCUCAGAUUCGAAGGAUAUCCUCGUUGACACGAAUGAAGAUAUGUCAUCACCUCUAAACGGAAAGGAGUUUUCAAAUGGAAAUGAACAUGGAGUGAUUCAUACACCUGAGCAAGUUGAUAAAGAAUAUCAGAAUGAAGGUACUGAUUUGAAAUCUCUUCGGAACAGAAAUACAGGAAAGACACCGAUUCAGUAUGAAUCCUGCACAAAAAAUUUAACAGCGAAGAGAAAUUUGCGAAGCCGCAAAAAGGAUCAUGAUGAGGAGCCAAAAGUUAACAGCAAAAUCUGUACAAGAUCUUCUGUGAACAAGUCAGGAGUCACAAAUAAUUUAAAAACUCAUACUGAGGUGAAAUAUCCGUUGCAGUGUGAUAUGUGUCCUAAAUCGUUCCUUCAAAGUAGUGUUUUGAAACAUCAUGAAAAAAGUCAUACCUGGGAACAUUUAUUUCAGAGUCAGAAACGUAACUUAAAAUGUUAUAAAAAAAAUUGUACCUGGGAACAUUUAUUUCAGAGUCAGAAACGGCCAUAA